GCCUCUCUUAUCUACUUUUAGUAUUUGCCUACAACUCGCCACGUUAACAAAACGUUUUUUAUGUGAGAUUAUCUCAAUCACUUAGAAAAAAAACGUGGCUUCUUUAUUAAAUGUGUUAAUUGAUUAGUCUAAAUUUGUUAAUUAAUUAGUUAAAAUCAUGUCUGCUUCACCAAUGGCUAGACAAGUAACUGAAAGCAAAUCAAUUCCGAUUAGAAGAACUAUAAAUGAUCAUUCUGAACUGCCCUCUGAUUAUAGUACAACUCCCGGUGGUACUUUGUAUUCUACAACUCCAGGAGGUACAAAAAUCGUUUAUGAAAAAUCAUUCCUAAUGCAUCUGAAAGGUUCUCCGAUAUCAAAGACUCCACCGAAAUUCGAUAUACCGGAAGCUUUACAAAAAGGCACUAAAUACUCACCGCCUAAGCGUGUUCCAAAAAUGAAUCAUCACGUCAAGCGAUCCGCCAAAGAAAAAACCACUUUCGAAGACCAAGAUCAGUUCGCUUUGGAGCUUUAAUUAGAAUUAAUAGAAGUAAUUAAAGCUGAUAUAUUAUCA
Molecule: messenger RNA, 550 nt
Organism: Onthophagus taurus
Lineage: Eukaryota; Metazoa; Arthropoda; Insecta; Coleoptera; Scarabaeidae
Gene: Thor
Product: eukaryotic translation initiation factor 4E binding protein thor
Biological process (GO): negative regulation of translational initiation
Cellular component (GO): cytoplasm
Molecular function (GO): eukaryotic initiation factor 4E binding
Source: RefSeq, a predicted model, not a curated record